This is a messenger RNA of Anopheles bellator, 1867 nucleotides long. RefSeq names its product protein spaetzle 3 (gene spz3). Gene Ontology annotation, molecular function: growth factor activity; Toll binding. The coding region runs from base 1 to 1617 and encodes 538 amino acids. Gene Ontology annotation, cellular component: extracellular region. Lineage: Eukaryota; Metazoa; Arthropoda; Insecta; Diptera; Culicidae. The record is from RefSeq and is a predicted model, not a curated record. The transcript is spliced from 6 exons. Gene Ontology annotation, biological process: innate immune response; regulation of Toll signaling pathway; central nervous system formation.
AUGGCACUAGUGAACUAUACGCUACCGUUCGGUAGCAUCCAAUCCCCGGUCUGGGGGACCGGAAGUCCACUGCAGAACGAGCACGCGUCGGCCGUGAAUAAUCUCCUAUACGGACCGGCCGGCCAUCAGAGCGACGAUCAGAACUUUUACAAGAACGAUCCGUACGCGCCCCCUCAGCGCCACGGCAAGCAAUCCCCUCCUCCACAGCAGCAGCACUCGGUCCACUACCGACAGGCACCCAGGAACAACUACUUGCCUCCUCCGUCGUACGUCCCACCGAACGGCAACAGUUAUCCGCAGACGGCGCCGGUCGUCCCGCCGUCGCCGAGUCAGUCGCCGCCGGCGCGGACAUACGGGGAGGGCAGCUACGGGGGCCAAGCACCUCAGCCACCGAGCGCCCCGCAGCCGGCGCAGCCCGCCUACUACGAGUACUCGUCGGGCAGCUACACCUCACAGCCCGGCCGAGCCUUUGCCGACCAGAACGCCAACCCGCCGCCGGCCCCGGCGCCCAACUAUCGCAGCAAUACUCCCGGGCCGAGCUCCCGGUAUCCGCAGCGUCCAGCACCACCUGCCUUCGCCAACCCGCUGAGCCCGGCCACCGAGACGCCGGUCCAGGUGCUAGUCUACGACGACCAGGACGAGGAUGAGUACUACGACGAACCGGUAGACGCACCGCCGCCUGGCUGGAUCUCAGAUAAUCGAAAAAACUCGCGCACGCCAACAGUCACACCGAUCCAGGGUCCCAUAUUUCUCAAGAACGGGACAGUUCCUGUCGUGCCAUUAUUCGCGUACCCGCAAAUCACUAAUGGAACGUUCGUCCAAAUACCGAUAUGGUGGACAGCUUUAUCCGUAGCGCUCGGGCUCAGCAUUCACGGAGAUGUCAUCCGAGGUGUUCCCUGCAUAAAGAAGUACCACCAACUGUUCUGCCCGGCGGCGGGCAAUACCUAUCCUAGUGACAAGAUCGAUCUGUUCAUCGACGAGAACAAAGCGCUGAUGAAGCGAAUGUACGGCGAUUUCGAGAUGGCAUCGCAGUUUCCGUCCUCCCCGUCCGGCCGGAAACGGAAGCGGAGUGCGGGCGGGGGUGGUCCGGAGGAUGACGACGACGAGUUCACACUGCUGCCCGAGCUGAUGGACCUGUACGGGGAUCCUGGGGGUCCGGUGCGCCUCGGCGGAGAGUCGUACUUCCGGAAGUUGGCCCGCAGCAAACGCCAGAGCCAGGCGACGAGCUCGAGCCGGGGGAGUGGUGAACGGGGGAGUGGUGGCACGGGGAGCGCGCGACAGACGGCCACCCCGGCCAACGGGAACGGAGGCAGCGGAGAGUCCAACACCGGCAGGGUCGAUGCGUGCGAAUCGAAGAUCGAAAUCGUGACGCCAUACUGGGCGACGAACUCGGCCGGGAAGGUGCGUGCCGUCGUCAACACGCAGCACUUCGAGCAGGCGAUCCAUCAGGAAGUGUGUUCGAAAACCCUGACGAGCCGCUGCUCCGGGGACUGUGGCUGUGAGCAGAAGUACAAAUGGCACCGGCUUCUGGCGUACGACCCGGACAACGACUGCAAGGGCAUCUUCAUGGACUGGUUCCUGUUCCCAUCCUGCUGUGUUUGCCGCUGCAAUCCCUAGGACCGUCGAGUGAAAGAAAAUGGCGCGAAGCCGUGGUGCGAAGAGAUUUUCUUAGGCUAAGAACUAUUGUAGUCCACCUUUUAAGCUUGUACCAUCAUCUUCUAUCAACCCGCCGCAGUGUAGUGUGCAGUGUGUUGGGUUUCGCUUUUUCUUGCAGACAGGCACCAUUUACUUCUAGGGCCCGCCUCAAGCCUACGAGUGUACAUUGUUAGCCCUUUCUUUGUUGUACCUUUUCGUCAAUCUUCUGUCU